Messenger RNA from Macaca mulatta (Rhesus monkey), 3370 nucleotides. RefSeq names its product even-skipped homeobox 2 (gene EVX2). Gene Ontology annotation, biological process: regulation of transcription by RNA polymerase II. The record is from RefSeq and is a predicted model, not a curated record. Gene Ontology annotation, molecular function: DNA-binding transcription factor activity, RNA polymerase II-specific; RNA polymerase II cis-regulatory region sequence-specific DNA binding. Gene Ontology annotation, cellular component: nucleus. Lineage: Eukaryota; Metazoa; Chordata; Mammalia; Primates; Cercopithecidae.
AGGAUGUAUGGGUCAUUUUGACCAGUCAUUCCCUCGCUCUGGCAUCCCACAAUUUUUCCGCCUCCCUCCGAAAGAGAUAAUAAUAUUUAGAGGCGUUCGCUGGGGCUGAAUGAGAAUUAGCCCUAGGCGCAGCCUAUCAUUAGGACGGGACAGCAGGGCCACUGUGACAUUUUUAAGAAAGCUGAGAUGAUGGAAAGAAUAAGAAAAGAGAUGAUUCUGAUGGAAAGAGGGCUGCACAGCCCUACGGCUGGCAAGAGAUUCUCCAAUUUGUCCGACUCGGCUGGCAAUGCUGUGCUCGAGGCCCUGGAAAAUUCGCAGCACCCGGCUCGCCUCAGCCCGCGCCUGCCGUCUGCCCCCCUGCACGGCGCUCUGGGAGACCUCCCCGCCAAGGGCAAAUUCGAAAUAGACACUUUGUUCAACCUGCAGCACACGGGCAGCGAAAGCACCGUCUCCUCCGAAAUCUCCUCCGCCGCCGAGAGCCGCAAGAAGCCGGGCCAUUAUUCAGAGGCGGCCGCCGAGGCGGACAUGAGCAGCGACGUGGAGGUGGGCUGCUCCGCGCUGCGCUCCCCCGGUGGCCUAGGCACCGCUCAGCUCAAGGAAAACAAUGGCAAAGGGUACGCAGAGAGCGGCUCGGCUGCCGGCACCACGACGUCGGCAUCGGGCUCAGGCCUUGGAAGCCUGCAUGGAGGCAGCGGAGGCAGCGGCGGGGUCGCGGCGCUGGGUGGCUCCGGCUCUGGCGCGGAUCAAGUGCGGCGCUACCGUACGGCGUUCACCCGCGAGCAGAUCGCGCGCCUGGAGAAGGAGUUCUACCGGGAGAACUAUGUGUCGCGGCCCCGCCGGUGCGAGCUGGCCGCGGCGCUCAACCUGCCCGAAACCACCAUCAAGGUGUGGUUCCAGAAUCGGCGCAUGAAGGACAAGCGGCAGCGCCUGGCGAUGUCCUGGCCGCACCCAGCGGACCCCAGCUUCUACACCUACAUGAUGACGCACGCGGCCGCCACCGGAAGCCUGCCCUACCCCUUCCACUCGCACGUGCCGCUGCACUACUACCCGCACGUGGGCGUCACGGCGGCGGCGGCCGCGGCUGCAGCCUCUGGCGCGGCGGCCGCAGCUUCGUCGCCGUUCGCUACUUCCAUCCGGCCACUGGACACCUUCCGCGCCCUCUCGCACCCCUACUCUCGGCCGGAACUGCUAUGUAGCUUCCGCCACCCUGGUCUCUACCAGGCUCCCGCGGCCGCCGCAGGGCUCAACAGCGCGGCCUCGGCCGCCGCGGCCGCGGCCGCGGCAGCGGCUGCGGCCUCCUCCGCGGCGGCGGCCGGAGCGCCCCCCAGCGGCGGCUCUGCACCCUGCUCGUGCCUCAGUUGCCACAGCAGUCAGUCGGCGGCAGCAGCCGCGGCAGCAGCUGCCGCGGCCCUUGGCUCCCGGGGUGGCGGUGGCGGCGGUGGUGGUGGCGGCGGCGGCGGCGGGGGCGCAGGGGCCGGAGGAGGCUCGGACUUCGGCUGCAGCGCGGCGGCACCGCGUUCCGAGAGCGGCUUCCUGCCAUACUCGGCCGCGGUGCUUAGUAAGACGGCCGUGAGCCCGCCGGACCAGAGGGACGAGGCUCCGCUCACCAGAUAACUACGUCGCCACCGCCAGGGGGCCGCGCCCGCCGCUCUGAGUGUGCCCGGGAGUCCCCUGUGAGCCCCCUGAACCCUCCGCGCGCUGCCCGCUGCUACCGCUGCCGCCAGGGGGCGCCCCGGGGUGCGGGAGGCCGAAGGGAACCUGCCCCGAAUUGGGGGAGAAAGAGCAGGCGCAGAAGCCUGGCAGGCAUCCCCCUAAAUUAUUUCUAUUUUUGUAUUUGCCACCCAGCCGUUUGCCCUUCUCUGUUUUCUGGCUCCCAGGACCCACUUGCCACCUCUGUCCUGAGCGCGUGGUUCCCCAAAGACAAACCCGUCGCCCCCUAAGCUAGUUCUGGCUGUGCGCUCUCAGGCCCGGGUUGCUUGGCUGAACCGCGUGGCCCGAAGCAGCCGAGAACCACAACAAAGACAGAGGGGGAUGCUGUGCGCUGGUGCUUGGGGGCGGGGGAGGAGUCGCCCCGGAGGUUUCUCGCUGUUGCUCUUUUUCUUCCAUCCUUCCUUUUCUUUCAACGAGGGUGGGGGAGGUGGCAAAUGUUUCUUCAGCCUGAGCUUGUUAGGGACCCUGCCCGAAGAGAGCGGGAGAACGGAGGUCUGAGAAGGCCGGGAGGGCGGAUGGAGAGCCUGGGCAGCGGCGGUUGUGUUUGUGAGAUUGUUUACUGCGUUCAGGAGCAAGGCGGGUAGAGCUGUGGCCGCCUUCCCCGGGAAGGACAAACCCGAGGUGCUGGAAGGGGUGGCCGUUGCGCCGCCUCCUUCUCGGUCCAACACCGUUCUCUCUUUUGGUCUUUGGUUUCAGUGCUGAUGGAAUGGAAGUAUCUUGCAUAUUUUAUGCAAAAAGUGAUGGCAAAAGAGGAUGUCACAGCCAGGCCAGGGAAGGGAAAAGAAGGGGUUGGGGGUGGGGGCAAGAUUGAUAGAUCGCUGUAGUAUUUGAAGAGGCUUUUUCAGCUCAGUUUUCCAACUACCGGGUUCCACUCGAUCUGGGAAAUACUUGAAUCUCUAGAUAUAUUAGUGUUAUCCUAAAGCAUUUCCUUAGACACUUUUCUAAGUUAGAACUCUCUAUGCCCCUCGUCCUCUUCCCUCCUCGCUUUGCUUUUCCUCGGGUGAAAUGGUUCUUGGCAUAUUUCUCACGCAUGUCUAUUGCGCCUUCGCCUCUGCAAAGCCACCGCUGGGUUGCUGAGACCCGCUCUGCCAACCUGGCUACUGGAGGGGUUUACUUGAACUUGAAGAAAGGUACAUCAAAACCCACCAGUGUUAACUGCCACGUCAAUUUUGAUGCUAAUAAUGUGCAGAUUAUGACGAAAAUUGCCAAUCAUGCUCUCUGAUGGACCUCCUUUGAAUGUGGAAUUGGAGAAAAGUUCCCCGCACGGAGACCUGCUGUCAAGUACUAACAACCCGCUAAGGGAAGUCAUUAGGAGAGACGGAUAAGAGACUCGGUACAUAAAACAUUGUUCUUGGUGCAUAGAAUGUAUGUUAUUUAAUGUUAUCUCUGUUACCUGAAGUGAUUUCGCAGAAGAAAGCCACGUUCUUAUCAUCUCAAUUGCCAAUUUCAUUUUGGUAACUUGGACGCCCUGGGUAGACUUUUCUCUGUUAAGUUGAUAUUCCACCAAUGUGAACAGCCUCAUUAAAUCAAGCCCAGAUAUUUCCAUAAUGUUCCCCGCAGAGCCACUUCGCUCCUCACAUAAUGAGAUUUUCUGAAGAGUUGAAGCCCUAAAAUAACUUGCUAGUGCAUGUUUAGGCCCAGCGAAGUGGGUAUGUGUGUG